Molecule: messenger RNA, 539 nt
Organism: Passer montanus (Eurasian tree sparrow)
Lineage: Eukaryota; Metazoa; Chordata; Aves; Passeriformes; Passeridae
Product: transcription elongation factor 1 homolog
Exons: 3
Coding region: 172-423 (83 amino acids)
Biological process (GO): transcription elongation by RNA polymerase II
Cellular component (GO): transcription elongation factor complex
Molecular function (GO): RNA polymerase II complex binding
Source: RefSeq, a predicted model, not a curated record
CGGUCUCCCCCCGGAGGGACCGGGAGGGACCGGGAGGGACCGGGGGGCUCCAGCCGCCCCCGGCACGCCCCACAGCGGCUCGGGGCCGCUCCGAGGCGGCUCCCGCGGCCGAUCCCGGUGCGGUUCCCGUUGCCGGCGCCGUUCCCGGUCCCGCGCUCCGGUGCGGCCGCCAUGGGCCGCCGCAAGUCCAAGCGGAAGCCGCCGCCCAAGAAGAAGAUGACGGGCACGCUGGAGACGCAGUUCACGUGUCCCUUCUGCAACCACGAGAAGUCCUGCGACGUCAAGAUGGACCGCGCCCGCAACACCGGCGUCAUCUCGUGCACCGUGUGCCUGGAGGAGUUCCAGACCCCCAUCACCUACCUGUCGGAGCCCGUGGACGUUUACAGCGAUUGGAUCGACGCCUGCGAGGCCGCCAACCAGUGACCCCGGGAGGGGACACCGGGGGGGACACCGGGGGGGACACGGCCGGUCCCCAAAGCCCGGCGGGGCCAGGACCCCCCCCGGGGCUUGGUGACAUCCCCCGGUGUCGGUGUCACCCC